UUGACGCGCCUGCGCUUUCGGGUUUCGGGCACGUUCUCGAUGCGCGCUCUCGGGCCGGGGUUCCUGGAAGCGCGGCGCUGCAGUGAGGGCCCUCCUGGGUCACAGGGCCCCGCACUGGCCGCGCUAUUCCGGGCCGCCCAGAGGCUGCAGCUGCGGAGGGAUUUCCCAGCGGCCCUGGCGGCCUGUGAGCGCGGCCUGGAGCUGGAACAGAAAGGGAGCGGCUCUGUCCUGGCUGCGGAUACAAAAUCUUGCUUGUGCAUCAUUGGAAUUCAGGCUCUGGCUGAACUCAACCAAUGGGACCAGGUGUUGGGCUGGGUUCUGGAAAUCUAUGAGAUCCCAGAGAAAAUACCUGCCAGAAUCCUACAGAUGUGCAUCAUUCUAUACAGCAAGGUUGGAGAGCCAGGCCAGGUGCAGAAGGCAGUGGACAGUUGGCUAAAGCGUUGUACCAGUCCAAGUCCUCUGGGCUGUGGCUCAGGGCUGGUAUUGGAGUUAUACCUGCUACAUGUGCUGCUACCACUUGGGCUGUACACAGAGGCAGAAGAAUUGAUUCAAGGUACAGCAUUGCUGACAGAGCAGCAGCGGGGACCAGCAUUACAAGUCAUACAGAAUAGGAGGCCUCAGCAGCCUGAGCAGGACUCAGCAGGAAGCAGGUGCCAGCUUGCAGCAGACUCCAGCCAGCAGUGUCAUCCAGUACACAACUCGCUGUUUAAAACUCUGCAGCAAGUGCUGAUGUUGUCCUGGAGGUUUUUGCAUUUGGUGCCUGUUCGCAAGUUGUUUUUAGCUGCACUUUUGGCCUACAUGCUGAUUGUCAGGCUGGACCCUGCUUCUCCGGCGGCCUUGCCGUGGGUCCGUAGCCUCCACAACGUCAUCAGGCAGAUGUGGAAGACUAUGUUUGCUCGCUUCAACAAGGCAAGAAUUGGCAAGUGAGCCUUGAUGUGUACUUCAGCCCAGGAGGGUCUAGUUCUGGAAUUGGAGGCUGUUGUUCAUGCAAAAUUCAGUGGCUUGGGUAAUGAGUCAUUAACUUCACAGGCCUCUUCACACCUUGUAGGGGAGGCUAACUUGGCACCUAACUAUGGCCCUAGGAGUGCCAGCUAACUUCACUCAGAGCCACCAUGUUCUAAGUCUUUGAAUUGUGUGUGUCAUUGUCCAACUGCGGCCAAUCCUGUCUCAAACAAUGAUAAGCUGUCAUCCCCACUCUAGUGAUGCUGUUAAUUGUGUCAUCAUGGAAUUUAUUUUGAUCACUUGAACACUUUAAAUUUGCAGUUCUGAGUUCAUUACUGCCUGUAAAAAUGGUGAUGAACCAUGCUACCCAUUAUCAAGUCUGUUUUUUGCAGCAAUCAUGUGGAGCAAAUUAGAGAAGUGUUGCUGCUUUCCUCAACCUUCCACGACAAGAGAUCUUCCCAGUCUCCCUCUAGUGUGUAACAUGGGAUUGAUUGCGUCUGCCUUUUUAUUGCUGCUGUUACUCUGGAGAUGGGAUAUUGCUAAUAAGUGUAUCGAAGGGGUGUAUUGUGAGGGAAUUGUGCUCAUCAGAAUGUGUACAGCAAAUCAGUGCAAUAUAGGUACAAAAAGGAAGCGAUCCUGAUGUUUCUGGAACUCUGCCUUGGGCAGUGCAAUGCAUAGGCUCUAUUGCCAAGCCUGAGACAGUGGCCUGACUAAACAGUGCCACACUGGACAUUGGCCAUCAGCUCCUUGCUUUGCACCAAGAAACGGAACACAUCUAACAUGUUACAAACAGAAAAAGUCAAAUUAACUUGUCUCUGGGAACAUGAGUCUCCUCUUCACCCACCAGAUAGCAGAAAGAUAUGAUGGGGGCAGUCUGAUUGAUUAUGAGUUCAUUUUAAGAUGUGGCAAUAAAAGUUCCAGCUAAACUUGAAA
Molecule: messenger RNA, 1875 nt
Organism: Rhincodon typus (whale shark)
Lineage: Eukaryota; Metazoa; Chordata; Chondrichthyes; Orectolobiformes; Rhincodontidae
Gene: pex26
Product: peroxisomal biogenesis factor 26
Exons: 5
Coding region: 40-927 (295 amino acids)
Biological process (GO): protein import into peroxisome membrane; protein import into peroxisome matrix
Cellular component (GO): peroxisomal membrane; peroxisome
Molecular function (GO): protein-containing complex binding; ATPase binding
Source: RefSeq, a predicted model, not a curated record